Messenger RNA from Cydia strobilella, 1630 nucleotides. RefSeq lists its product as uncharacterized. Bases 35 to 1216 code for a protein of 393 amino acids. NCBI's taxonomy places the organism in Eukaryota, Metazoa, Arthropoda, Insecta, Lepidoptera, Tortricidae. The record is from RefSeq and is a predicted model, not a curated record. The transcript has 2 exons.
UGUUUUAAUUAUUGAGGAGUAAAUAGUAAGCACGAUGGAUUCAAUUAGCAAGAAGUUCAUCACGGAAAUGUUUUUGGACAGCGACAGUGUUACAUCUAUAAACAGGCUAGUGGUUGCUGUUGCAAAAGUAGUGAACGAAAACGUUGAAAACAUCUCAACCAUCAAUAAAAUAUUUCAAAAUGAAUAUGAUCAAGGAUUGCUCCCCAACGACAAGAACCAGAAAAAAGCUGAAUGUGGACUUUCGUUCUCGCGCACAUCGAAGAACUUUUAUGAAGAAAGUGUUAUACAUUUUACUAAUGCUGACUAUGUGGAAUUGUUCAAAAUGAAAAAAAGUACAGUGGAGGCUCUCAUCAACUAUUUGAAAGACUUACUGAAGACUGGAAGCAUUGUGCCACUAGAUAAAAAAGUUCAUGUCUUUCUUUGGCUGUUAAUCAACUCAUCAUCUUGCAGCGAAGUUGGCCUCCUGUUCAACCUGCAUAAAUCAACAGUGAAUGUGAUAUACCAUGAAAUUGCUACACUGUUAACUGAGCAAAGAUAUAAUUUUAUCAGCUGGCCAUCAAUAGAAGAACAGCAUCUCACAAGGGUGAAAGUUAAUAAUAGAUUCAAUUUUCCAAAUUGUGUGGGUUUCAUUGACGCUUGCAGAUUAAAGGUAUCAUCUAUAAGAAAUAAAAAAACGAAACCUGAAAUAGUACUUCUUCAGGCAGUUUGUGAUGAGUCACUCAUGUUUAUAGAUAUUCAUGUGGGUGAAAUUGGAAGAACAAGAAAAGGAAGAGUAUACAGAGAAAGUAAACUUGCUCAGGAGCUGAAGAAUUUUGUUGAUUUUGAAAAUCACAUACUAGGUGACUCUCAGUAUAAGUUGAGGAAAAAUUUGAUAACUCCUUUUUCUAGUGAAGAAUUACUAACCAGUGAAGAGAUGAAGUUCAAUGAGAUUCACUGGAAAGCUCGCUCAUAUAUUGGUCAUGCAUUUGAACUGCUUAAGGAGAGAUUUAGAAAGUUAAAUCAUAUUGACAUCAACAGGCCUGAAACUGUUAAAACACUGAUUUAUGCUUCAUGUGUGCUUCAUAACUUUAUUUUACUCCAUGAGGGGUGCCCAGAUUUGAAAGAGGAAGCAAUUGCUUGUAAUGAUGGUGUUGUUAUUGAUACAAAUAUUGUCACAAGUGCAGUGGAAAAGCGCCAGUUUCUAUGUAAUUAUAUUAAUUAUUUGGAAUGUACUUAACCCUUUAAAUGCCACACCUAUUGUGUGCAGCGCAUCAUCGUGAACCUUUGCGGAAUCCACAAAGGUUGAUCUUUUUCUUUCUCGGUCCCUCAUUGCUGAGGAUUGCGACCAUGUAUGCUCUGUCUCCAUAGUGUGUGGUCAUAAGCCAUAUGGGUCACGCACUGCAUGUUGCCGCCAACCACCCUCUUCACAGCAUCAGACCAUCUCGUGGGUGCUUUUCCUCGCGCACGCUUGCCAUCCAUUCAACCGAAGAUAAUCUGCCUUUCUAGGUCAUGCUUUUUGUACAAAGGUUGAUAUUGGACUGUAAAUGCGCGCGUCAGUUGACGUCUUUGGCGAUCAAAUGGUUAAAUCAGUGACAAUUGUAUGGUAUAACUACCUAUGUAAAGCAAUAUAAAAUAAAUGAACAUUUCUGUA